ACACGGAGGUUUGCGGUAAGGCUCUAAGCGAUUGUAGAACUGGACUGUCCCCCGAAACGAUAAGCAUUUCACGGUCAUCAAAUGUAUUAAACAAAAUCAACAACUUGCGACCCUCAUACAGACACACUCAGUGUGAAUAAGAUUGUCUCACCAAGGUUUAGAGACGCACGAAAUUUUGGACAUCUUACCAUUCUCAUAGGAAGGAGCGGUUCACAAACGCAGAUUCAAUAACCCCCCACUCCAUCGCGAACGACUUGACUUUAGGCGUGAAAAGAUCUACUACCGCGACCAAGUCUGGAAACAACAUCCAACAUUCUGUUGGCGCUUAUUCUUGAGUUACAAUACUCGUUUUGAAAGGGAAUUCUACAUCAGGAGCCCGCACUUUCGAAAUCAUUUCUUUCGACUUACAUCAAUAGUCUCGAUAGUAGUCUACGGCACAAGUGCAGAGCGCAAUCGCAAUCCCAUUAUCGAGAUUACCUCAUUUCGCCUUUGAUUUCCGCGGGAUUUCCCCUCCAAAGCUCUAAAAACAACGACCAUAAGCUCGAACAAAGAACUGCAUGUUCGCAUAGCUCCCUUGCCUACACAGGAAUUCAACAAAGUUUCAUAGCUAUUUUGGAAGUUCAAUCAAUUUAACCAAUAACUACUUGCGAUCUGGUUGGAUAUCCGCUGCUAAGCCUCAUUGACUUGCACUGCCACCGUGCCUGUAAGGCUCACUGCUAUACUCGACAACCUCGCAGCAUUUUGAUAUUUUUAGAAGAGGAGCAAACAAACCUUCAGCAUGGAUUCGCAACGUGGAAGAUCUCCAUCUGGAGGUCACCAACAUAUAAGAAAUCAUUCUCCUUCUCCACAUGCCUUCCAAGAUGGUAUGAAUGGAUUAGGCAUUGCUUUGGAUCCUUCGAGUAUCAACCACCACCAACAGUUUCAGAAUAACUUUAAUACCCAAAACACAACACUCCCUACAUAUGUUGAUAACAACGAAUUUUUGAAUCCAACUCAACAAUUUACUCAAAGUGGGCUCGGUGAUGCCAAUUUUGCACCAAGCCAAGCACAGGACUAUUCUCAAUUUAAACAAGAAGAUCAAUCAUCAUUUGCUCCCCCGCAGCGAAGUUUUACCCAAGAGCUUUUAAGUGCCAAUUUUGACGGAGACUUCUCAUUGUAUCCCAAUGGUGGACAAAACGAGCAAUUUGACCAGUCCUAUUUUAUGAAUGAGCUUGCGCCUCAAUCUGGAAAUCCAUCCAUCAAUCCUGCAGAAUUGUCCAUGUCACCCCCCGCGCAUACACCAACACCACCAAACUUGUUGCAACCUGAUAUCCGAUCACCAGCUUCUGCCCACCAAUCUCCUUCUUUUAAUCAAGGUCCCUUUCAACCAUCACCAGGCCAUUCACGAAACGCAUCGCUUGGUCCAGAGAGUGCAGCUUUUCCUUUAGUACAUAAUCCUGGUGACUGGAGUAUGAUGCCCCCGCAAUUCACAGGCCAUCGCAGAACUCCAUCGGAAUACUCUGAUAUCUCUUCCGCCGCCCACUCCCCUAACCUAGGUCACCACGAUAGCUUUGAAGGAAUAGACCAACAGCACUCACCGAUGCAACAUCCUCAAGAUUCAAUUUAUCAGGACGUUCUCGCAAUCGGCUCCUUCUCUUUGACUGAUCCAAGUCCUCACGCCGGAAUUAGUCCUGCUCAUAGUCCUGCAAUCUCACCUAGACUCGGACCUCAGCAAAUACCAAAUAUGGAUCAACAAAAUGCAUUCAUGCUAAAUGCGAAUAAUGGUUUUCCCUCCCAAAACAUUUACAAUCAAGGCCAAGAAUCGUUUCCACAAAUGCAACACAACAGUUCUCUAGACAUGGGCCAGGCGCAACAGAUGGUACCCCCUGAGAUCAACGUCGAGUUUGCCCCAGCAUCAAGACAGAACAGUUUCGACCCUCCCAAAUCAGCUCUUGAUCAAGACGCAUUAACUCCACCUGACCGAGGUCGUCGUAGGAGAGCUGUCUCGGAUCCAUAUAAUAGCCCGCGUCCUCACAGUCCUUCAAACGCCUCUCCUUUGAUGAGAACUUCUCUGUCUCCAUUAGGUCAUGACUCAUCGGCAUCGCGCUCAUUAUCGCCAAAUGAUCGAUCUGGGGCAACUUCGCCUGGCCGACGUCGACAGUCUACAUCGUCAUUACCAAAUCGAGAUUAUAUUCUUGGUCUUGCAGAUCCUGAUUACCAAGCUGUAUCAUCCGAUAAUGGCAGUGCAAAGCGAGUUCAAAAACACCCGGCAACAUUCCAAUGUACCCUUUGUCCAAAGCGUUUCACAAGGGCCUACAAUCUCCGCUCCCAUUUGCGUACACAUACUGAUGAGCGACCAUUCGUUUGUACAGUUUGUGGCAAAGCUUUUGCACGUCAACAUGACCGGAAGCGUCACGAGGGCCUUCACUCUGGAGAGAAAAAAUUCGUUUGUAAAGGCGAGCUUAAGCAACACGGCCAAUGGGGAUGUGGUCGCCGCUUUGCUAGAGCUGAUGCAUUGGGUCGGCAUUUUAGAUCUGAGGCUGGCAGAAUCUGUAUUAAACCUUUAUUAGAUGAAGAGGCUCUUGAGAGACAAAGAUUGUGGCAAGAGCAAAGGAUGCAAAACAUGCACAUGCAACAGCAACCUAUGGGUCAAGAUGCUAAUGGCUUCGCCGUCGACUCGAGUGGAAAUUACGGCUUACCUGCUGCACUUCUCGCACAAUACCCUGCGCUUGCCAACUUAAGCUGGUCAGAGAUUCCUCAAGGUGACAACAAUAUCGAUGAUGAUCAUAGUGGCAGAAGCAGUUUCGAUGCCAGCGGCUCUGAGUAUUAUGAUGAGGGUGACGAUGGAGGAUACCUUUCUAGUGGCCCCGGUCCACAACAUGUUUACCCUCAACCUCAAAUGACGGACGCAUACAAUACUGGCUACUCGAGUGAUAUGAGUGGUCGAUAGACUCUUUGUCAUGGUAAUCAGCACCAAGCAUAUAUGCAUUGAUUUCCUUUUGUUUCUUCACGGCUGUCAAAUUCUAGAGGGGGCGGGGACUUUUAGGUAUUGAUGAGUCUUUUUCAUUUGGCGCUUUAGAUACCACGAAUUCUGUUUCUGUUGGGUUUUAUGUCAUGGCUUCUGCGGUGAGCGGCAGUCGCUUCGUUUGUCAUCUUGGUGGAGUUUUCUUUUGAUUUUGAGGGGGUUGAGAUGAUUCAGAUAGUUGAUUCGAUUCUGUGAGGGUUCCAGGGAACGAAUCUAGAAAUGAUACACUGUUAAAUUCAUGCAUAAUGAUCGU
Messenger RNA from Botrytis porri, 3257 nucleotides. RefSeq lists its product as uncharacterized. Gene Ontology annotation, molecular function: RNA polymerase II cis-regulatory region sequence-specific DNA binding; DNA-binding transcription factor activity, RNA polymerase II-specific. NCBI's taxonomy places the organism in Eukaryota, Fungi, Ascomycota, Leotiomycetes, Helotiales, Sclerotiniaceae. Gene Ontology annotation, cellular component: chromatin. The transcript has 3 exons. The record is from RefSeq and is a predicted model, not a curated record. Bases 779 to 2929 code for a protein of 716 amino acids. Gene Ontology annotation, biological process: regulation of transcription by RNA polymerase II.